UUGUGUUAAUUAAUGAACACUGCUCUUGUUACUAUACAGCCCUCGUACGGAAACGUGCUCGUUUUACGCUCUGACGAAAUUUUCGCUUUUACAAAGCGGUUGCACUCUAUUUUAAUUUAACAAUUCGUGCCACACUGUGUGAAAUUAAAAAAGUUAAAAUUCAAAAUGCUGCGCGUUCCCAAGUUUUUGCCUCGUCUUGCACGUCAGGCCACCUAUGCUGCGCCCACAAAUGCUUCUAGCAUAUUCCGCAGCCUGCCAGUUGCUAGCAAUGGUUUGUCAGGACAAUUGCGUUACAAGUCUGGUGAAGUUAAGGGUGCUGUCAUCGGCAUUGAUUUGGGCACCACCAACUCCUGCCUGGCUGUUAUGGAAGGCAAACAGGCUAAGGUCAUUGAAAAUGCUGAGGGUGCACGCACGACACCAUCACAUGUUGCAUUUACCAAGGAUGGCGAACGUCUUGUGGGCAUGCCUGCCAAGCGUCAAGCUGUGACCAACUCUGCCAACACUUUCUAUGCCACAAAGCGUUUGAUUGGUCGCCGUUUUGAUGAUCCUGAGGUUAAGAAAGAUGUGACAAAUCUCUCUUACAAAGUGGUCAAAGCUUCCAAUGGCGAUGCUUGGGUAUCGGCUACAGAUGGCAAAGUCUAUUCACCCUCACAAAUUGGCGCCUUCAUUUUGAUCAAGAUGAAGGAAACCGCUGAGGCGUAUCUGAACACACCCGUUAAGAAUGCUGUGGUUACUGUGCCUGCCUACUUCAACGACUCUCAGCGUCAGGCUACCAAGGAUGCUGGACAGAUUGCUGGCUUGAAUGUGCUGCGUGUAAUCAAUGAACCCACAGCCGCUGCACUCGCCUACGGCAUGGACAAGACCGAGGAUAAAAUCAUUGCUGUUUACGAUUUGGGCGGUGGUACUUUUGAUAUUUCGAUUUUGGAAAUCCAAAAGGGCGUCUUUGAGGUCAAGUCCACCAAUGGUGACACACUGCUGGGCGGUGAAGAUUUCGACAAUUACAUUGUUAACUUCCUGGUAGCCGAGUUCAAAAAAGAUAGUGGCAUUGAUAUCCGCAAGGACAAGAUUGCCAUGCAGCGCCUUAAGGAGGCAGCCGAAAAGGCUAAGUGCGAGCUGUCGUCUUCGCAGCAAACUGACAUCAAUCUGCCUUAUUUGACAAUGGAUGCAGCUGGUCCACAGCACAUGAAUCUGAAAAUGACACGCUCUAAGCUGGAAAGCCUGGUGGGCGACCUUAUCAAGCGCACCAUUCAACCCUGCCAGAAGGCGUUGUCCGAUGCUGAGGUAUCCAAGUCAGAAAUUGGCGAAGUCUUGUUAGUAGGCGGCAUGACGCGCAUGCCCAAGGUACAAGCUACCGUGCAGGAACUGUUCGGACGUCAGCCCUCGCGUUCGGUAAAUCCCGAUGAGGCCGUGGCUGUUGGUGCUGCCGUGCAGGGAGGUGUUCUGGCUGGUGAUGUUACUGAUGUGCUGCUGCUCGAUGUGACGCCACUAUCCCUUGGCAUUGAGACACUGGGUGGCGUGUUCACACGUUUGAUUUCACGCAACACCACAAUUCCUACUAAGAAGUCACAGGUCUUCUCAACGGCCAGCGAUGGUCAGACUCAGGUGGAGAUCAAGGUGCACCAGGGUGAGCGUGAGAUGGCUAAUGACAACAAGCUGCUGGGCGCUUUCACACUGGUUGGCAUUCCGCCAGCACCACGUGGUGUGCCCCAGAUUGAGGUGGUUUUUGAUAUUGAUGCUAACGGUAUUGUGCAUGUGUCUGCCAAGGACAAGGGCACUGGCAAGGAGCAACAGAUUGUCAUUCAGUCCAGCGGUGGUCUGAGCAAGGACGAAAUUGAGAACAUGAUCAAGAAGGCAGAGGAAUACGCCAGCGCUGAUAAGCUCAAGCGUGAACUGAUUGAAAUUGUCAACCAAGGCGAGAGCAUUGUACAUGACACUGAAACAAAGAUGGAAGAGUUCAAGAGCCAGCUGCCCGCCGAAGAGUGCGAGAAGAUGAAGAAGGAAAUUGCUGAUUUGCGCACUUUGCUGGCCAACAAAGAAACUGCUGACCCAGAGGAGGUUAGAAAGCAAACCACUCAGCUGCAACAGUCCUCAUUGAAACUCUUCGAGAUGGCAUACAAGAAGAUGUCCGCUGAGCGCGAGAGCAGCGGUGGCAGCAGCAGCAGCAGUUCGGGCGAACCUUCUGGCGAGGCUAAGAAGGAGGAGAAGAACUAAAUUAGGCAGCUGUAGUCUUAGUUGUUGUUUACCUUAUUUAAUAAUAAUCACAUUUGGAUUUCGAUUAAGUUCUAUGUUAAACAAACAUAACGAAACGAAAAAACAAGGCACAUCAUAAUUCCUGAUCUAAUCCAAUAUGUCGUCUACAGCCCACAACAAACCUCACUCCAAAUCAGUUACAUAAGCAAAAAAUUCAAGCAUUUACCCAAAUUGUGUAGUAAGACGAGCGGACGACAGUUAGACCUCCAAUCUGCUGAUACCAAAUACGAUCAUAAUUGGCUGCAUUAAGUUUUUAUUGUUUAUAAUGCAAGCAUUGCCGAUCAAACCCUGUAAAAUGUCGUGGAUGUGUUGAUGUUGCAGCUGUGCUGUGCUCACUGUAAGAUUUUCCUUAUGUUUACGUUACGUUUAUUUUAAACUAGUUGUAGUUGUACAAUAAUCGAGCACAGCGACUAUAGCACAGAACCAUAAUGAAAUUGUAAUUAAACCUAGACAUUUUGAAUAUUGGCAAA
This is a messenger RNA of Drosophila busckii, 2720 nucleotides long. RefSeq names its product heat shock 70 kDa protein cognate 5 (gene Hsc70-5). The record is from RefSeq and is a predicted model, not a curated record. Gene Ontology annotation, biological process: protein refolding; cellular response to unfolded protein. Bases 166 to 2211 code for a protein of 681 amino acids. The transcript has 6 exons. NCBI's taxonomy places the organism in Eukaryota, Metazoa, Arthropoda, Insecta, Diptera, Drosophilidae. Gene Ontology annotation, cellular component: cytoplasm; mitochondrion. Gene Ontology annotation, molecular function: misfolded protein binding; ATP hydrolysis activity; ATP-dependent protein folding chaperone.